AGAUUUGAUACGUAACGCGUCAUUCUGCUUUUAGCACAAUGCAGCUGCUACGACGAGCUCAACGUCUAACCGCGCGGAAUUACAGGCUUUACUCGUCGGAUUCAAAUGUACAUCGAGGAGCAAUAUAUCUCGAUUCAAUAUUUCCAAUUCAGCUAGGAAGAUUCGACUUACGAGCACACAUACGUUACUUUCGAGAAGAACGUCUCCUCGAUUCCAUACGCAAACGAUUUUCGCCCAUAUCUCUUCACAAUCUUGCAAUUGAAGCCAUUGAAACACAAGCCAAGGACGGCGGCGUCUUCGUCAAGUUUCAGUUUACCUCUGACCAUCCUGAGAACGCGGUCAGAGACAUCGAGUACGAAUUCAGAAGCAGAGCCAAUGAGGGCGGCGGUCUUUCGUCGUGGUCAGGAAAGCAUGUCAAGGGAGUAUGGCUAGUUCGCGGUACACCCUGGCUCGAGGACAUGUAUCGCUUCCCUUCAUUGAUGGUGAAGGUUUCAUUCGAAGGUCCCGACGUCCAUGAAGAGUCUCUUUACAAUCUUUUUCGUCCCUUCGGUCGAAUUGCGCGCAUAACAGAACCAACGCCGGUUCCUCCAGGCUCCCUAAGGUCCUCCACCAUCGUUUUUGAACGAAUUCACUCGGCCACUAUUGCUCGAAACGUUCUUCACGGCCUUGAAUUCAAAGAUAACCCAUCGUCGUACACAAGAUUGCGUUGUAUGUAUGUCGAUCCCAUCCAGGCCCAUGCGAUACGGGACUGGAUAGCCAAACACCCCAAAAUUGUUCUUCCCAUAGUAUUUUUCCUCCUCGGCACACUAACGUACACCAUAUUCGAUCCAAUUCGUGUCUUGAUGGUCGAGGGUAAAAUGCUUGACUGGUUCUCAAUCAAAGAAUUCAGACUGUACCAAUGGUUAAGAGCAAACACAUACGAUCGCCUUUAUUCCCCACACACAACGGAUUCUCGCUCUGGUUUUGACGGGACCUGGAAGGAAAGAAAGGACGCUGAAGCGUCCCUCAAUGCCUACCUCAAUGACCUACCCUCAACCAUCACUUUCGUUCACGGCCCACAGGGAAGCGGCAAGUCGACCAUCAUAGAGUCUGCCGUUAAACACUCCGGACGGAGAACAUUGAUUAUUGACUGCCGAAUGCUUCAAAGGGCUACGUCCGAGACACAAUUAGUAGAUGCUCUUGCCAAGCAGACCGGAUAUUGGCCGAUUUUCUCCUUCCUCAGCUCCAUGAACAACAUGAUUGAUCUCGCCAGUGUGGGUUUAAUUGGACAAAAAGCCGGAUUCAGUAGCUCCAUCGAAGAACAGCUCCAACAGAUCCUCGACGUCGUUGCUAAAGCUCUCAAAAAUGUUCACCUCUCCGAAGUCAAGGCCCAAAAGAAACAGCGAGAGAAAGAGAAGAAUCACUUGAAGAAUGAUGCAAACGCAACAGCUUCUUCUGAAGCGGAUGAAGAGCCCAUGAAUGAGAAGCAAACAAGCCCCAAAGAGCUCGAGGAUGCGAAAAGAAAACAUAGUAAAGACGAUUUUUCAACCGUACAAUCCCUUCCCAUUGUCGUUGUGCGCAAUUUCGCUGUCAAAGGUGGGCUUAGUCGGGAGCAAGUUAUGGAUGUGCUCGCCAAGUGGGCAGCCAAACUCGCUGAAAGUCAAAUUGCGCAUGUUAUCGUCAUCAGCGACAACAGAGAAAAUUCCAAGAGACUUGCAAAAGCUCUCCCCUCGAAGCCUCUCAAUUCGAUCCCGGUCUACGACGCUGAUCCAGCGACGGCUCUAGACUACGUUCACAAGAAACUGAAAGACGCCGACAUAAAUGUACAACUCAGCCGCGAAGAGGUAACAUACAUUGAAAGACUCGGAGGGAGAUCGUCCGAUCUUGAAAGCCUCAUCCAUAAAGUCUCCAACAAACAAAGCGUGAAAGAUGCUAUCGAGGAGAUUAUCAAUCGGAGCGUUGCUGAGCAGCGGAAAUGCGCAUUUGGCGACGAUGCUGAGGAUGCAAAGAGCCUUCCUUGGACUCGAGAACAGGCUUGGUUCGUCUUGAAGAUGCUUUCUCAGAAAUCAGAAGUUCCAUACCACGAGGUUCUGCUGGAUUUCCCAUUCAAAGGCGACGAAACGCCGUUACGGAGCAUGGAACAGGCGGAACUCGUUGCUAUCGGUACACAUAACGGUCGACCUUCUGUGAUAAGACCCGGCCGGCCUGUGUAUCAUUGGGUAUUCGAACGGCUCGUCAAUGAUCCGACAUUCCAUGCAAUACAAGAGAUCGCAUUCAAUGAGGCUCUGAUGGCAAGCGCUUCAUCUACUAUCCAAUCGUGCGAAGAUGAACUCCUCAAGCUCAAAGAAAUCGGCUGGACACCGACUGCUUGGUUUUGGACGAAUCCCGCUGCGAGAAGAGCAGAAUAUCUGUUCGAAAAGAUGUUAGCUUCUGAAAAGAAACUGGAGUCUCUGGAAAAGAAGAACGCGGAGUUGAAGAAACGACUUUCAAAGUGAUGUGUGACCUCAAUUUCGAAGGAAGGAAAGAGAUGAAUGUACAUGAGCUUACACCCCUUUACAAUACUCACUGAAUACUGAUACUAGAAAAUGAGUGGAUGUAGUACUAUAAUUCCAAACAUAAUGCGUCAGGUCGUUGUGAGUCCCCCA
Messenger RNA from Marasmius oreades (fairy-ring Marasmius), 2624 nucleotides. RefSeq lists its product as uncharacterized. Gene Ontology annotation, molecular function: nucleic acid binding. The coding region runs from base 39 to 2474 and encodes 811 amino acids. The record is from RefSeq and is a predicted model, not a curated record. Gene Ontology annotation, cellular component: mitochondrial inner membrane. The transcript is spliced from 14 exons. NCBI's taxonomy places the organism in Eukaryota, Fungi, Basidiomycota, Agaricomycetes, Agaricales, Marasmiaceae.